Messenger RNA from Camelus dromedarius (Arabian camel), 3369 nucleotides. It is a transcript of the gene ITGB2, whose product is annotated as integrin subunit beta 2. Gene Ontology annotation, biological process: cell migration; cell adhesion mediated by integrin; cell-matrix adhesion. The record is from RefSeq and is a predicted model, not a curated record. The transcript has 17 exons. Gene Ontology annotation, molecular function: integrin binding; amyloid-beta binding. Gene Ontology annotation, cellular component: focal adhesion; cell surface; integrin complex. Bases 613 to 2922 code for a protein of 769 amino acids. Lineage: Eukaryota; Metazoa; Chordata; Mammalia; Artiodactyla; Camelidae.
UUGAAGUUUAGUCAGUUACAGUGUGUCAGUUCCUGGCGUGAGACACAGGUUUUGAUGCGUUUAUCAGCAGUAGCUUUCUGUUUGUUUUCUGAUUCGUCAACUUCUGCCAUUGUCCGUCUGUUUCCUGUGUCCUUUACCUUAUUUCCUUCGCCCCGUGGCUCUUCCUCUCGUCCUGAACCCUCCAUCUGCGCCGGUAGCAUCACUCUUCCCGUCCACCGCGGAAGACUUUAGGGCACCAGUCUUCUGUCUCCACCUGGAGCAGAGGUUUUCUUCACGCUGAGCAGAGAGUGCGGUGCUGUCUCCUUUCUAAAGUGUCUGAACACAUCCCAUUUUCUACUGAUGCUCCUGAGUCUGGGACCUUGGCGUUCAGAGCUCCAAUCAGCACAAAGGGUGAUGCCCUCAGGACGUGGGGAGGGGCACCCGAGGUCUCAGAGAAGCCGCCAGGAGGGGGUGACAAGCCACUUCCUGCACUUCAGCUCCGUCGCACCAGCGCUCCCCUACCGAGAAGGGCCAAGUUCAAGGGCAGCUCUGAUGAAAGUCCUCAGGGGCCGGUGAGGCCCUGGGUUUCUCAAGCCACCUUACACUUGGGGCUCUGCACCCUGAGUCCAGGACAUGCUGCCCCAGCGCACCCAGCUGCUCCUCCUGGUGGGCCUGCUCGCCUUCACGUCAGCCCUGUCCCAGGAGUGCACCAAGUACAAAGUUAGCACCUGCCGGGACUGCAUCGAGUCGGGCCCCGGCUGCGCCUGGUGCCAGAAGCUGAACUUCUCUGGGCAAGGGGAGCCCGAUUCCGUGCGCUGUGACACACGGGAGCAGCUGCUGGUAAAGGGAUGUGCGGCAGACGACAUCAUGGACCCCAAGAGCCUCGCCGAGACCCAGGAGGACCGGGCGGGGGGCCAGAAGCAGCUGUCCCCACAGAAAGUGACCCUCUACCUGAGACCAGGCCAGGCGGCUGCGUUCACGGUGACCUUCCGGCGGGCCAAGGGCUACCCCAUCGACCUGUACUAUCUGAUGGACCUGUCCUACUCCAUGCUCGAUGACCUCAUCAACGUCAAGAAGCUGGGGGGCGACCUGCUCCGGGCCCUCAACGAGAUCACCGAGUCCGGCCGCAUCGGCUUCGGGUCCUUUGUGGACAAGACGGUGCUCCCCUUCGUCAACACGCACCCCGAGAAGAUGCAGAACCCCUGCCCCAACAAGGAGAAGGAGUGCCAGCCCCCGUUCACCUUCAGGCAUGUGCUGAAGCUCACCGACAACUCCAACCAGUUCCAGAGAGAGGUCGGGAAGCAGCUGAUCUCAGGGAACCUGGACGCCCCUGAAGGCGGGCUUGACGCGAUGAUGCAAGUGGCCGCGUGCCCGGAGGAGAUCGGCUGGCGCAACGUCACGAGGCUGCUGGUGUUCGCUACGGACGAUGGCUUCCACUUUGCGGGUGACGGGAAGCUGGGCGCCAUCCUGACCCCCAACGACGGGCGCUGCCACCUGGAGGACAACCUGUACAAGAGCAGCAAUGAGUUUGACUACCCAUCUGUAGGCCAGCUGGCGCACAAACUGGCCGAAAGCAACAUCCAGCCCAUCUUUGCUGUGACUAAGAAAAUGGUGAAGACGUACGAGAAGCUCACGGAGAUCAUCCCCAAGUCUGCGGUCGGGGAGCUCUCGGAGGAUUCCAGCAACGUGGUCCAGCUCAUCAAGAACGCCUACAACAAACUGUCCUCCAGAGUCUUUCUGGAUCACAACGCCCUCCCUGACACCCUGAAGGUCACCUACGACUCCUUCUGCAGUAACGGAGUAUCGCAGGUGAACCAGCCCAGAGGGGACUGCGACGGUGUCCAGAUCAACGUCCCGAUCACCUUCCAGGUGAAGGUCACAGCCACAGAGUGCAUCCAAGAGCAGUCAUUUGUCAUCCGGGCACUGGGCUUCACGGACACGGUGACCGUGCGGGUCCUCCCCCAGUGCGAGUGCCGGUGCCGGGACACCAGCCAGAACCCAAGCCUCUGCGGCGGCAAGGGCUCCAUGGAGUGCGGCGUCUGCAGGUGCAAUGCGGGCUACACUGGGAAGAACUGCGAGUGCCAGACGCACGGCCGCAGCAGCCAGGAGCUGGAGGGAAGCUGCCGGAAGGACAACAGCUCCAUCAUCUGCUCGGGGCUGGGGGACUGCAUCUGCGGGCAGUGCGUGUGCCACACCAGCGACGUGCCCAACAAGAAGAUCUACGGCCAGUUCUGCGAGUGUGACAACGUGAACUGCGAACGCUACGACGGCCAAGUCUGCGGGGGCGAGAAACGGGGGCUCUGCUUCUGCGGCACCUGCAGGUGCAAGGACGGCUUCGAGGGCUCGGCGUGCCAAUGCCCCUCCUCCACGCAGGGCUGCCUCAACCUGCAGGGCGUCGAGUGCAGCGGCCGCGGCCGGUGCCGCUGCAACGUGUGCCAGUGCGAAAAUAACUACCAGCCACCGCUGUGCGUCGAAUGCCCGGGCUGCCAGGUGCCCUGUGGCCGCUACGCCAACUGCGCCGAGUGCCUGAAGUUCGGCACCGGCCCCUUCGCCAAGAACUGCAGCGAGGCUUGCGGGAACACGAAGCUGCUGUCCAGCCCCGCGUCCGGCCGCAAGUGCACGGAGCGCGACUCCGAGGGCUGCUGGAUGACCUACACGCUGCGGCAGCGCGACGGGUGGGACAACUACGACCUGCACGUGAACGACACGCGCGAGUGUGUGAUGGGCCCCAACAUUGCUGCCAUCGUGGGGGGCACCCUGGGUGGGGUCGUGCUCAUCGGCAUCCUCCUGCUGGGCAUCUGGAAGGUCCUGACCCACCUGAGUGACCUCCGGGAGUACAAACGCUUCGAGAAGGAGAAGCUCAAGUCCCAGUGGAACAACGACAACCCCCUUUUCAAGAGCGCCACCACCACAGUCAUGAACCCCAAGUUUGCUGAGAGUUAGGGGUGCUUGGUGAAGAGUGAAGACAAGGCCUUCUCAACUGCCCGGAUGGGACUAUCCCCAAGCCACAUCUCCUGCAGCAGGCUGAUCGCAACCCCGCCCAGUGGACACAGCUGACAACGCUUGACAACUUCACCAUUAACAAAAAAUCCACUGUUCCUUCUGCCCUCAAAAUGACAGAUAUGGCCGGAUGAUUGUGUGGACCCAUCAGAAGGGACAGCCUCCUCCCUCUGAUACGCGUGACUUUUUAUAGCACCUUGAAAAAGGAAUUGCUUGCGUCUUACGAGGUUAGACACGUGUUUUCCUUUGUAAAAAUUAGCACAGCAGUCUGAUGGAAGGUAGUGCAGAUUUAUUUAUAUGUGAGCUCAUCAGAGUAUGAAAUGACAUCCCAUUGAUCAUGCUGUCUCCAGUCUCGUGUACAGAAACAAGUUAAUAAAACUUUCACACAUG